CAUUAUUGAAAAUAAAAAUAAAUUAAUAGAUAAUGGAUACAAAAAAUAAGGAGUAUGCUGAAGCAUUAAAUCCUUCAAGUGAAGAUGACAUUAAGUCAAGCAUGGCAAGCACUGUCAUUGAGCCAUCAGAUAGGUUUUUAUUUAACUAUUUCAUGUUUCUCUUGUUUGGGAUAGUUCUAAUACUUCCAUUCAAUGCUCUUAUCCUAUCAAUUGGAUUUUUUGAAUCAAAUCUCCCAGGAAGAGAUAUAGAAUUUGUUGUAUCGACUCUUACUAAUGUUCCAAUUUUUAUCGGACAGAUUCUUAUGCUAUUUAUUUCAGGAUUUUUAAACCUCAAAGCUACAAUUAUCUUUAGUCUGUUUGGCAUGGCAGGAUGCUGAAUGGCAAUUCCCUUUCUUACAGAGCAUAUUACGAGUAUUAACACCCUGUGGAUUGUAAUCCUAAUUAGCAUCGCUAUCUUUUGCUUCUUUAGUGGGGUGUUGCAAAGCUGAGCAUAUGGAUAUGCAGGAAUAUUUCCUCAACGAAAUAUUGCAUCACUAAGUAAUGGAACAGGAAUGAGUGGAGUCGUAAUUGGAAUUCUUAGAGCUAUUUCUCUAUUGUCAUUCCCAGUUGAUAAUGAUAUCCCAAGAGAUCCAAACCUAUUCACAGGAGCUAUUCUGUAUUACUCUAUUUCAACUGCUUUUUGUAUAAUCUUGAUAGUAUUAAUAUUAAUAUCAUUCCGAACAGAAUAUAGUUUGUUCUAUUUAGAAGGUAAGAAUGACUCCCAGGCUCAAAAAAGAAUAGACUCAAUAGAUAAUCUUAUGAAGAGUCACCAGAGUUUCACUAUUGCAAUUAGUAAUAGAAAAAGCCUUGCUCGGCAAUCGAUGAAAUCUCUUGGUGAAGAAGAUGAAGAAAAAGCUUCAAUUCUUAAAGUACAUAGAGAUAACUGGCUCAAUCUUUGGGGGAUAUUUCUAAACUUUGUAAUCACUAUGGUGAUGUAUCCAGGGUUACUACUCCAGGGAAAUUUAUCGUUUAUUGAAGAAAUUGAUUGGAAAGUCUGGUUUGUCAUUAUUUUAUUUGUUGCAAGUGAUACUGUUGGAAGAGUCUUAGCAGGAUUUUUGACUUUAAAAUCACCAAUAAUUUGAGGAAUUCUUACCUUGCUGAGAUCUGGAAACGUUGCAGUAGCUUUUUUAUCAGCUUAUGACAUCAGCUUCUUUGGUACUGAUUAUGUGGUCAUCAUUAAUAUUAUUAUCUCUGGAUUUGGGCUUGGGUAUUUGGUUACUUCUCAAAUCCUUACGGCAUGAACAAUCCCAAAGCCUUAUGAAAUGGAAUUGACAGGAAAAAUGAUCAAUAUAUUUCUUCAAAUCGGAAUUGUAGUAGGAAGUUUAAUAGCAACAUUCGGAUUAUCAACCUUGUUUUAAAAUUGAUUCAACAU
Moneuplotes crassus is the source of this 1411-nucleotide messenger RNA. The record is from the annotation of a GenBank genome assembly. NCBI's taxonomy places the organism in Eukaryota, Ciliophora, Spirotrichea, Euplotida, Euplotidae.